CCCUAGCUCUUCACCAGAAAUUUUCCCUCCAUGUUCCCUAGCUUGUGCCUAGCCUCUUUUCACCAAGAAUAAGGUAGUGUGACCCAAGAUGUGAGAAACAAGGGGGAAUGACAAGCUAGAAGGCCAACCAUUGUAUUUUGGAUGUAGAUUUUGAGUUGUAGAUUAUUCUUUGUAAGCUAAAUUUUAUUUUGAAAUGUUGAUCUAAGUUUAUGCGAAUUGUUAGCAAUGAAUUUAGCAAGUUUCAAGCCUUGUGCAUUUGUGGGAUCCUCUCUCACAAGUGUACGGCGUUUGUUUCGCUCUCGAUUUUGGGGCGUGACAAUUAUUUACUUGAAUAGAUGGUCUCCUUAUACUUGAAACAGUCCCUUCAAUUGAAGGUGAAGCAUAAUCCUUCAAUGUUCAAAUAGCUUGAUUUGUUACUAGAUCCUCUGCCAUAGUGUCAAUUUGCUUAACAACUAGUGCUGUCCUCUUAAUUGAUGAAAGUGCGCUCAAUCUCAGGAUCAAAAGGUGCAAGUUCUGUGUUUUCAAAACAAGUCAUGCACUAACUUGCAGCCCUACUAAACAAUUAAAAGGAACAUUUUCAA
Molecule: messenger RNA, 581 nt
Organism: Rubroshorea leprosula
Lineage: Eukaryota; Viridiplantae; Streptophyta; Magnoliopsida; Malvales; Dipterocarpaceae
Source: the annotation of a GenBank genome assembly